UUAGCAUUCGUGACUCGGGCUUAGAUUUGAGAGUGAGACAGACACACGAUAAUCGGAUACGAACAAGCACGGGAGUAGAAGAACGAGACUAGGUUUGUGCUAUACUUGCGUCCAGAGCGCGGCCAAACGUAUUUCUCGAAGUGCCCGUGGUCGUAUAGGGUAAUCAUGCGCUUUGGAGUGUCACAGUACAAUCCUCGCUCUCGUCCCUUAAAAGAAGACACCAACUCGAGAAAAACAGUGCUCAACACUUUGACUGUCUUCUUGCAUUCUUGGACAUGUAAACGUUUGCCGUUGUUACUAUUGACUACAGCAUGUUUGGCGUUGUUUGCACCAAGUUUCUACCUUUAUCUCAAGGACAGUCUCGGAUAUAGACGUUCGUUUUACCAACUGUCUGUUUUCGUGAAUGAGUCGUCAUUCAAACAAGUAUCAAGAAACGUGACUAACAGGCUCAACCGUGAAAACAUUACCAAUGAGCAGUCCACAGUAAACAUUAACAAGAAGCAGUCAACACUGUGGAAAGAAAGCGGAUGUGAAAGCAAGACACCUCUUCUUCUUUGUAACAGAGCACGAGGAGCUGCUAAAAGUACGGUGUAUAACGAGAUAUCAAGAGGUAUAGCUCUUGCCAACCAGACUGUGUUCUCAAAGUCUAAUGUUCUAGUGGAACGAGCGAGAUCAUGCGCUCUAGUCGGUUCAUCAGGAAGGCUUUUGAGUCAGAGACACGCUGAUGAUAUCGACGGACACGACGUUGUCAUACGACUAAACGACGCUCCAAUUUAUCCUUACGAGAAAUACGUUGGGAGACGUAUGCCUGAUGUUGCAAUUAUCAAUUUAGCCGUCUCACGUAAAGGAAAGUGUCUCCAAAACGUAAAGCCUAAAACACUUUUGGUUCAGUGUCAUCAUCCAGGUGGAAUUAGCACAAUUGGACGAUCCUGUGCAACACAUGGACCCGUCUAUGCAUUUUCUCGGCAUCUUAUUAGCACUGCUAACUCUCUUUUGUCAAACUACACGUUAAAACAUCGUCUUAAAGGUCUAAGGAGUCCAACAGCCGGAAUGUAUGCCGUCGUCUUUUCCUUACAUUUGUGCAAGGAGCUUGAUAUUUAUGGGUUUGGUGCCGGAAAGGGAGAGUUGUAUGCAUACUACAGAGAUCUUCUCACGCCCAGUACACACCAUUAUUUUGACUUGGAGGAAGAAUUUCUCAAAGAUAUUUCACACAACCUGACAACACCUGUUGACGUGUUGUGGAUGGGAUGCAACAAAGUAUCUUUCCAUCCCUGAUCAUAGUUAUCAUUACAAAACAAUUGUGUUAGGGAAUUCUCAGUAUGACAGAGACACGAUUUAAGGGCAGAUGCAAUUUACCUCAAGACCCUAACUUGUGCGUGUGUUAAAUUUGAUCUAGUCUUGAGGCUUUGUAAAAUUGUUCUAAUUUAAUUUGUUGUAAUGUUCGUUAUUUGGUGUCACAUUUAUCAUUUAUAUUAGUUGACCAUGGUCUUAAGAUUAUAUACAAAUGGUUAUAGCUAAAAGUAUAGAAGUAUAC
Molecule: messenger RNA, 1534 nt
Organism: Corticium candelabrum
Lineage: Eukaryota; Metazoa; Porifera; Homoscleromorpha; Homosclerophorida; Plakinidae
Product: CMP-N-acetylneuraminate-beta-galactosamide-alpha-2,3-sialyltransferase 1-like
Exons: 2
Coding region: 166-1275 (369 amino acids)
Biological process (GO): sialylation
Cellular component (GO): membrane
Molecular function (GO): beta-galactoside (CMP) alpha-2,3-sialyltransferase activity
Source: RefSeq, a predicted model, not a curated record